ACAAUGCAUCACUCACCAAACCUCUUCUAAAUUUCGUGCUCUGUAUAUAUAAUUAUCUGUGUACAACAUAGAUAUUAUAUAUACAGUGAGAAAUAUGGCGAUUGAGGCUAUUGAGCAGGUUAAAUAUAUCGAAAAUGAUGGUAACAAUGGCUUGGAAGAUUUAGAACAGCCAUUUCUUGAGGCCAAGACAGCAGUGCAUUCUGAUGAUGAAAAGACUGCUAGUGGAGCUAUUUGGGUGGUUUUGUUUAGUACCCUUGUUUCUGUCUGUGGAUCUUUCGAGUUUGGCUCAUGUGUGGGAUACUCUGCACCUACUGAAUCUGGUAUUAGAGAAGAUUUGGAUUUGACACUGGCCCAGUUUUCCAUGUUCGGAUCACUAGUAACCGUUGGUGCGACGAUUGCUUCCUUUACAUGUGGUGCUGUUACUGAUUUUAUAGGGCGAAAAGGGGCUAUGAGAAUGGCAGCUGCUUUCAGCGCUGCAGGAUGGCUGGUUAUCUACUUGUCCAAGGGAGCUUUACCACUUGAUAUUGGGAGAUUCCUGACAGGAUACAGCGUAGGGAUCUUUUGUUAUGCGGUGCCUGUUUACAUAGCAGAAAUAGCUCCUUCCAAUAUCCGCGGAGCGCUCACUACUCUCAAUCAGCUCAUGAUUUGUAUUGGCUCAUCUCUAGCAUUUAUAUUGGGAACUAUAAUAACAUGGCGAAACCUAGCUUUAACCGGGCUUGUUCCUUGCAUUGUGCUGCUUGUGGGCUUAUUCUUUAUUCCAGAAUCCCCUAGAUGGCUGGCGAAAGUAGGACUAGAGAAAGAAUUUGAGGUUUCGUUGCAUAGACUUCGUGGAAAAAAUUCUGAUAUUACCGCUGAAGCUGCUGAAAUUAGAGCUAAUGUUCAAAGGUUGAAAAAACUUUCUAAAGCCAAAAUAUCUGACUUGGUUGAGGCCGAAUACAUUCGUUCUGUCAUAAUUGCUGUUGGAUUGAUGAUAUUCCAACAAUUUGGAGGAAUAAAUGGUAUAAGUUUUUAUGCCAGUGAUAUCUUUGUAGAAUCUGGCCUUACUGGCAAUAGUGGAACCUUGACUUAUGCAGUAAUUCAGGUGCCAGUAACUAUGAUCGGAGUAGUACUAAUAGACAAAUCUGGAAGAAGGCCACUUCUAUUGGUAUCGGCGACUGGGACGUUUUUUGGUUGUUUCCUAACUGGAACAGCUUUCCUUCUGGAGGGUCAAAAUAUGUUGCUUGAAUGGGUCCCUAUACUAGCAGUCUCAGGUGUACUGAUUUAUGUAGCGACAUAUUCAAUCGGAAUGGGAGCAGUUCCUUGGGUGAUGAUGUCUGAGAUAUUUCCACUACAUAUAAAGGGUCUCGGUGGUAGCAUGUCAGUGCUGAUAAAGUGGCUUGGUGCCUGGUUAGUGUCAUACACUUUCAAUUUUCUCAUGAGCUGGAGUUGCCCUGGUACAUUUUUUGUUUUUGCUGGAGUUUCUGCUCUUACGUUACUGUUUGUGGCCAAGUUAGUACCAGAAACAAAAGGAAAAACACUGGAAGAGAUUCAGGCUAUUAUCAACUCUUAGCUCAGCAGGCAUCGAAGAUCUGAAUCCAUAACCCACGAAGCUUAAUUUAGUAAAUGCAAUGACUAAUGUUAUAUUAUUUGUAAUGUCAUGGUUUGUUAGCAUAUAGUAGCAGUAUUGUUGUAGUGUUCUGUUGAGAGAAUAUUUAAAUUUUUUUACCUUGAGCAAUAUAAUUUUUUACGAAAGAUGUCAUCUGCCAGUAACUUAA
Molecule: messenger RNA, 1754 nt
Organism: Daucus carota subsp. sativus
Lineage: Eukaryota; Viridiplantae; Streptophyta; Magnoliopsida; Apiales; Apiaceae
Product: sugar transporter ERD6-like 16
Exons: 17
Coding region: 95-1549 (484 amino acids)
Biological process (GO): transmembrane transport; carbohydrate transport
Cellular component (GO): membrane
Molecular function (GO): sugar transmembrane transporter activity
Source: RefSeq, a predicted model, not a curated record